Messenger RNA from Catharus ustulatus (Swainson's thrush), 1715 nucleotides. It is a transcript of the gene GNLY, whose product is annotated as granulysin. The transcript has 4 exons. Gene Ontology annotation, cellular component: cytolytic granule. Lineage: Eukaryota; Metazoa; Chordata; Aves; Passeriformes; Turdidae. The record is from RefSeq and is a predicted model, not a curated record. The coding region runs from base 587 to 1030 and encodes 147 amino acids. Gene Ontology annotation, biological process: defense response to bacterium; antimicrobial humoral immune response mediated by antimicrobial peptide; killing of cells of another organism.
GAGUCACCAUGGCGAUAGCCGUGCGGGGUGGUGCGAGGGUCCUGCGCAGGGAACACGGAGGAGGCGUGAAGGGAACAUGGGGAGGAUACGGAGGGGACGGGGACCGACCCCCGUGGAACCCGUGGUGGGAAGGGGACACCGUUACCGACCCCAGAGAGGACACCAGCGCGGACCCGGGGGAGGUCUUGGGCUCCCCAGAGCCCGGAGAUGUCCAAAGAGGACCCCCGGGAUAGACCUAGAUCUAGGGAUAGACCCUCCGGAGCCCUCGGGAGUCCUGCCACUCCCUCCCCGCCCCACACUCUGGGGCAGCUUCCCUGAGGGGACGAGGCCGGGGAGGUUGGGGGUUGCUGAGCUGCCCCACGUUCCCCCCGAGGCCCCUCGUACCCCCUUCCUGCGGAGGUGGAGCUGUGAGGCAGGAAGGGCCCUGGGGAGCAGCCGUGUUGUAUUUUAAAGAGUUUUGGGGUUUUGGUUCCCCACACCCGCAGCCCGCAGCACCUCUAUAAAAGGUGUCAGGACGCAGUCAUCCACUGUCAGUCACUGUCAGUCACUGUCAGUCACCUGCUGUCACCGGCUCAGUGGGCUCACCAUGGCUGCCACCUUCCUGCUGCUGGUGCUGCUUCUGGGAGCAGCACAGGCUGCAGCCCCCCCACCCUGCCAGGGUGACCCAAUGUCCUGGUGCUGGGAUGUGGCCAUGGCCACACACUGUGGCUGGGAGCAGCAAUGCCAGGACGUCUGGGACAGCCUGGCCCUGGGGAAUGUGGCUGAUGGGGACAGCGUGGCGCCGGUCAGGGGGUUUAAGUGCAGCCAGUGUACCAAGGUCCUGAAGAAGAUAAAGGCGCUGGCGGGUGACGACCCCGAUGAGGACGCGGUGGCAGCAGCGCUGCAGAAGGGCUGCCGGCUGCUGGGCAGGUCCAUGGGCAGGCGGUGCCAGAAGUUUGUGAAGAAGUACAAGGACCAGAUCACCGAGGGGCUGCAGAACGGAGACAUGCCCCAGGACAUCUGUGCUGCUGUAGGCUUCUGCCGGUCCUGAGCACAGUCAGUGCCCAGCUGUAUCCUGAUCCUACAUCCUGUGGGCUGAUCUUGCACUCUGCAUCCUGUGUCCUGUGCCCUGCAUCCUGCAUCCCGAUCCCAUACCCCGUAUCCUGCACCCCACAUCCCAAUCCUACAUCCUGCAUCCUGCACCAUGUCCUGCACCCUGCAUGACAAUCCCACACCCCCUGUCCUGCACUGUCCUGUGCCCUAUAACCUGAUCCUGCACCCAUAUCCUGAUCCUGCACCAAAUGUCCUGCACCUGAUGUCCCAAUCCUGCACUGUAUCCAGAACCCUCCAUCCUGCACCCCACAUUCUGAUCCUGAAUCCUGCAUCCUUAUUCUGAACCCUAUGUCCUGCACAUUGCAUCCUGAUCCCAUAUCCCUUCUCUGCAUCCCACACUUUGCACCCCACACCUGCCAGAGGGGUGGGAGUGUGCUUGGGAUUUCUGAACUGUCCCUGUUUAGCUCUGUAGGGUGGGGGUGAGCCAGGUCACCCCAAAGUGUGUUGUGGAGCAGGGGGAAGGCUAAAGAAGCUGCUUCUGCUGGCGCCUGACUCACCCCCCACUCUUUGCUUUCUCCACAGGCACAGCCCUGAGUGCCCCCCAAACCCCUACACCCCACAGCCCCAAUGUCCCUGCAGCCCAGCCAUCCCCCUCCCCCACAAUAAAGUCCCUCUUCUGGCUC